UUCAGGGGAGGGAUGAGGGUUUACACCCCUGGGUGCCUCUUGGUGGGGAGUUGAUCCCUGCAAAGAUAAAUUUCAGAGAAAGAUUGGAAGCUGAAGUUUCCCUGUCACAUCCAGGGCAGUGCUCCUGUGUGGUGGCUGGGGCUGGUGUGAGCUGUCAGGAUGUGCACAGGGAAGGGGCCUUUGGAAAUCUGAUCAGCAUCUUCCCUUCUGUCUGUUCCCUUGAGGCAAGUCUGGACAGCCUACCUGUCUGGCAGCACCAUGGCACGGCGCCCGCGCAGCAGCCGCGCCUGGCACUUCGUCCUGAGCGGGGUCCGGCGCGAGGCCGACGGCAGGGCCGGCACACGCGGCUGGGGGUACGACUCGGACGGGCAGCAGCACAGCGACUCAGACUCGGAGCCGGAGUUCUCCUCCCUGUCUCCCUCCAUCCCCAGCGCCAUCCCUGUGACAGGAGAGUCCUUCUGCAACUGUGAGAGCCAGAGUGAGGCCCCGUUCUGCUCCAGCCUGCACGCCCUGCACCGCGUCCGCGACUGCCGCUGCGGGGAGGAGGACGAGUAUUUCGACUGGGUGUGGGAUGACCUGAACAAGUCGACAGCCACCCUGCUGACAUGUGACAACCGCAAGGUGAACUUCCACAUGGAGUACAGCUGUGGCACCGCCGCCAUCCGCGGCAACAAGGAGCUGGCGGACGGGCAGCACUUCUGGGAGAUCAAGAUGACCUCCCCAGUGUAUGGCACUGACAUGAUGGUGGGAAUUGGGACGUCGGAUGUGAAUCUGGACAAGUACCGCCACACGUUCUGCAGCCUUCUGGGCAAGGACGAGGACAGCUGGGGACUGUCCUACACAGGUCUGCUGCAUCACAAGGGAGACAAAACAAACUUCUCUUCAAGGUUUGGCCAGGGCUCCAUUAUUGGGGUGCAUUUGGACACGUGGCACGGGACGCUCACGUUCUUCAAGAACCGCAAGUGCAUUGGGGUUGCAGCCACGAAGCUGCAGAACAAGAAGUUUUACCCCAUGGUUUGCUCGACGGCAGCCAAGAGCAGCAUGAAGGUGAUCCGGUCCUGUGCCAGCUGCACAUCCCUGCAGUACCUGUGCUGCUUCCGCCUGCGCCAGCUCCUGCCCGACUACGUGGACACGCUGGACGUGCUGCCCCUGCCCCCGGGACUCAAGCAGGUGCUGCACAACAAACUGGGGUGGGUCCUGAGCAUGAACUAUAGCACGUCGAAGCCUUCGUCCUCCUCCUCCUCAGGGAGUGACUCGGACAGCUCCUGCUCGGAUGCUGAGGCCUGUCAGAGGAAGAGGUGCAGGAGGACAUAAUGUCUCUGGGGGUGGGGGUUUGUUCCCCCUCUGAGCCUGAUGCACCUCUUCCUUCACGGGGACAUCCAUUGCUACUUGUUGGCAAAGAUUUCCCUUACGCUGUGGAAAUCUUUGGCCUCGACAUCCAUCACAGGCAUUGAGAAGAGCUCUUGGCUCCAAGAGGUGCCAGCUCUGACACAGGAAAACAACGGUCAAAUAUCUGAGCUUCAUCUCCUGACGUGCUAGUGAAGCCAGCGCCUCUUCCUGAAGGAUCCUUCUUCUCCCUGUUGGCACAGAGAAGAUUUAACAAGUUGGACUCGAUGACAGGAGUUGGACUCGAUGAUCCUUGUGGCUCCCUUCCAGCUCAGGAUAUUCUGUGAUGAUUAAGGCAGACUCACAGUUUUAAAGUGUACUGGAUUCCAGUCAAGUAAUGGCCCUGACUCCUCAAGGCACAGUCAGGGCCAGCCCUCUCCUCCUCCCUGUGUGUAGUUUGGUCUCUGCCAUGAACUCGUCCCUCUCCAGGGCCCGACGGAGCAGCCCCAGUGCAGGGAAAGGGCCCCAGAGGUGCCGCUGUGUGAGCGGGGACAGGGCUGGGCUGGGGGUUCCUCCAGCCCCCGUGACUUUAAUUGCUUUGCAUGUUGGUUCCUGCUGCUUCUCCUCUGUCCAAAACUCUGUUAAACUGUAACAAUAAAAGUAGAAACUGUCUGUG
Messenger RNA from Neopelma chrysocephalum (saffron-crested tyrant-manakin), 2002 nucleotides. It is a transcript of the gene SPSB3, whose product is annotated as splA/ryanodine receptor domain and SOCS box containing 3. NCBI's taxonomy places the organism in Eukaryota, Metazoa, Chordata, Aves, Passeriformes, Pipridae. The transcript has 7 exons. Gene Ontology annotation, biological process: proteasome-mediated ubiquitin-dependent protein catabolic process. Gene Ontology annotation, molecular function: protein binding. The coding region runs from base 259 to 1314 and encodes 351 amino acids. The record is from RefSeq and is a predicted model, not a curated record. Gene Ontology annotation, cellular component: SCF ubiquitin ligase complex.